Trichoderma reesei QM6a is the source of this 1077-nucleotide messenger RNA. Its product is annotated as protease-like protein. NCBI's taxonomy places the organism in Eukaryota, Fungi, Ascomycota, Sordariomycetes, Hypocreales, Hypocreaceae. Gene Ontology annotation, cellular component: transcription factor TFIIK complex; transcription factor TFIIH holo complex; nucleus. The record is from RefSeq and is a predicted model, not a curated record. Gene Ontology annotation, molecular function: cyclin-dependent protein serine/threonine kinase activity; RNA polymerase II CTD heptapeptide repeat kinase activity; ATP binding. The annotation marks the transcript as partial. Gene Ontology annotation, biological process: positive regulation of transcription by RNA polymerase II; protein phosphorylation. The transcript has a single exon.
CCGACGCUGGACCUCGCCGAGCAGAUGAACGAGGAGGAGAAGCGCAAGUACGUCAAGGGCAAGAAGCUCGGCGAGGGAACCUACGCCGUCGUCUUCCUCGGCCACCUGCGCUCCAGCCCGUCGACGCGCGUCGCCAUCAAGAAGAUCAAGGUGCAGAAGGAAUACACCGAGGGCAUGGCGCCGGACGCGGUGCGCGAGCUCAAGCACCUGCAGGAGCUGCAGCACCCCAACAUCAUCUCGCUGCUCUCCGUCUUCUCCUCCAAGGACCAGAACCUCAACCUGGUGCUCGAGUACCUGCCGCUGGGCGACCUGGAGAUGCUCAUCCGCGACACGGACAAUGUCCGCUACGGCGCCGCCGACAUCAAGGCCUGGAUGGGCAUGCUGACGCGCGCCGUCUGGUUCUGCCACGAGAACUUUGUGCUGCACCGCGACAUCAAGCCCAACAACCUGCUCAUCGCCGCCGACGGCGAGGUCAAGCUGGCCGACUUCGGCCUCGCCCGCAGCUUCGCCGACCCCCAUCGCCACAUGACGUCCAACGUCAUCACGCGCUGGUACCGCCCGCCCGAGCUCCUCUUCGGCGCCCGCUACUACUCGGGCGCCGUCGACAUCUGGUCCGUCGGCACCGUCUUCGCCGAGCUCGUCCUGCGCGCCCCCUACAUGCCCGGCAACAACGAGCUGGACCAGAUCAAGCUCAUCUGCGAGUCCAUCGGCACCCCGACCGAGGACAACUGGCCCGGCGUCACCCGCCUGCCCGAGUACACCGUCCCCGGCCAGCACCCCACGCGCGGCAGGGACUGGUACGAGAUGCGCUUUGGCAUCGUCGGCACCGACGGCGUCGACCUGCUCAUCCGCACCCUCGCCCUCAACCCGCAGAAGCGCAUCACCGCCCGCGAGAUGCUGCAGCACCGCUGGUGGCACUCCGAGCCCAAGCCCACCCGCAAGGACGACCUGCCCCGCAAGGACGCCGGCGCCGGCGAGGACAAGAUGGGCGGCGACCUGAAGCGCCGUCCCGGCGUCGUGGCCGACGAUGACAGGGGCGCCAAGGUGGCUCGCAAGCUGGACUUUGGGCAGCGGUAG